Aspergillus sclerotioniger CBS 115572 is the source of this 4193-nucleotide messenger RNA. Its product is annotated as putative UDP-glucose:glycoprotein glucosyltransferase. Gene Ontology annotation, molecular function: UDP-glucose:glycoprotein glucosyltransferase activity. The transcript has 4 exons. Gene Ontology annotation, cellular component: endoplasmic reticulum. The record is from RefSeq and is a predicted model, not a curated record. Bases 57 to 4145 code for a protein of 1362 amino acids. Lineage: Eukaryota; Fungi; Ascomycota; Eurotiomycetes; Eurotiales; Aspergillaceae.
GUCCGCGGAUCACAGCCCACUACCAGUUUUACAAUGCGUCUGUACAGCACUCAUUGAUGGCGGCGCAAGAUGCAGCCUGUCCUGUUUGGGUCCACUCGGAGGGAAAGCAAUACUGCUCUUCCGCCAUGGAACGCGCCCAGCAGGAUGUAUCAGGAUCUGAUGACCCACGAGAACUUCCUUUCGAUCGUGUCUUUGGAGACCCAUCCCUACCCCCAGCAAUUCUAUACGCGGACGUGGCGUCCCCGAUGUUCAAGGAAUUUCAUCAAUCGUUAAGUGCUCUGGCAAAGGAAGGACAAAUGUCCUAUCGUGUACGAUACAGGCCCCCCCAGCACUGGAGCUCACGUCCUCUGUUCGUGUCUGGCUACGGACUUGAGCUCGCCUUGAAACGGACGGACUAUAUCGUAAUUGACGACAGAGCUGCUGAAGAAAGAGGACCAGACGGCGUGGAGUCCAAGAAACCUGGUGACGCAGAAGAUGAUCUGAACGAUCUGAGGCCCUUGUCCUCGUCAGAAGUCUCGCGGCUUGGACUGAACACAGCCAGCUAUGUGAUGGAUAGCGAUGACCCGUUUGACACGCUCGUGAAAUUGUCUCAGGAUUUUCCCAAAUACUCCGCCAGAGUCGCGGCUCACAAUAUUUCCACCGAGCUGCUACAGGAUAUUCGAUCCAGCAGAUUGCGUAUGCUUCCUCCUGGACUUAACGCUCUGUGGAUCAAUGGGGUUCAAAUUGAACCUCGCCAAGUGGACGCGUUCACACUUCUGGACCACCUACGUCGCGAAAGAAAAUUGAUCGAGAAGUUCCGAAAUCUAGGCCUCUCUGCUAAGGAGGCUGUGGAGCUAUUGGCGCACCCAUCGCUCGGAGAGUCUCUGGCCCGUGAUGGCCCUCAGCGCUACAACUACCGCGAUGAUAUCGAGGGAGGGGGUGUGAUCAUGUGGUUGAAUGACCUUGAAAAGGAUGCACGGUACGAGUCCUGGUCGAGCGAGCUUGCAGGUUUUAUGCAACGCACCUACCCAGGCCAACUUCCCGCAGUGCGCCGCGAUGCAAACAACAUUGUGUACCCUGUUGACCUGACUAAUUCCGAGGACGCGGAUAUUGUCGUCAAGACAAUCCAGGUCUUUGUGAAAAACAAGAUUCCCGUGAGAUUCGGCUUGAUUCCGGUUACGUUUUCCGACGGGGCAAUUGCUCAGCUCAAGGUUGCUCACUAUCUCCAAGAGACUUUUGGUCUGGCCAGUUUCAUGAAUUAUCUCGAAGUGUCUGCCUCCAAAAACAAGUUGGCUUCUCCGGACAAGGCUUGCUUCCAGGCUGCGACCAAGGAUCGGGAUGCGCGUGCUGAAAAGCAGCCUCUUUCUCUAGAGGAGAUCCUGAAGAAUGACAGUUCGGACGUAACAGUGGCUAAAACGACUGCAUACCUAAACCGCCUCGGGAUGAAGCACGAAGCGUCGCAUGCUUUCGUUAACGGGAUCCCCGUUACCCGCAAUGCGAACUGGGCCCAGGAGAUGAGCUCAAGAAUCAGCAGAGACACUCAAUUAAUCCAACAACGGAUUGCUGACGGCGAAGUCGACGAAGACACAUGGUUGCCAGAGCUCUUCCUUUCCCAAGCCUUCGAUCGACGCAACCCGGCCUUCAUCCCGGAGGAUCCAAAAGAGAUUCGGGCUGUGGACCUGGUGAAGAUUGCUGAUUCCCAUAGAGACCUCUUUGGCCAGAUCCCACGCAUAGCGUCGGAUCAAGAUGAUGCGCUUGAAAGUGCUCAUGUCAUUGUGAUCGGCAAUUUCGAUGAUGAGCCCGGCUACGAGCUACUCAGCGCAGCCCUCGAGAGCCGCAAGGCACACGGCGGAAUCGAGGCCCUAUUCCUACACAACCCCAAGCCCGAAACACCUGCCAUGGCUAGGUCUUCCGCGGUUUACCGGUCUUUGAAUGGAGGUAAGGGGACAGAUGUCACGCACAUUCUGGAGGCGAUUACCAGUUCCGACUCGCCAUCAGACGAGGAAGCUCGGAACGUUGCCCAAUUCUGGGAGGCUCAGCAAUCUGUAGUCGAAGAGUUCGGUCUCGCUCCGGGCAUGAGAGCGCUUGUCAUCAAUGGAAGGGUUAUUGGACCGAUUGCGGAGGACACUGAGCUGACCUCGGAGGACUUCGAUCAGCUACUGACUUACGAGAGGCACAAGCGGAUUACUCCGGUAGCAAAAGCUGUCAAAGCGCUGGAGUUUGGCGAAAAACUUUCUGACCCUCUAGCUUUUGCUAAGCUUACGUCUCUCACUACCCUUUCCACUAUUUCGGAUGUUCCUGAGGGCAUCUUCGAGUCGACUUCAGACAUCCGGCUGUUCUUGUACAACCGGUGGAACAACUUGCGCUCGGCGAUCACAGUCUCCACGUCCGAAGAUCCCGCAAUCACCAUUGUGGCAUCCAUUGAUCCAACUUCUGAAGUGGCUCAGAGGUGGCUUCCAAUCCUGAAAGUGCUGUCAGAGCUGGCAAGCGUCAGGGUGAGGUUGGUUCUGAAUCCGCGGGAAGAGAUUAAAGAGCUGCCCACCAAACGUUUCUACCGUUACGUUCUCAACUCGCAGCCCUCAUUCAACGACGAUGGGUCGGUUUCCCGACCUACGGCCUCCUUCUCGGGCGUUCCCGUUGAAGCUCUGCUGACCCUGGGAAUGGACGUCCCCUCCUCAUGGCUUGUGGCUCCCAAGGACUCCAUCUAUGACCUUGAUAAUAUCAAGUUAAGCUCGGUAAAGGAAGGGACGGAUGUCGAUGCCAUCUAUGCCUUGGAGCAUAUAUUGAUCGAGGGCCACUCCCGGGAUAUGACGGUCAAAUCCCCACCUAAGGGUGUCCAGCUUCUCCUUGGAACUGAGAACAACCCUCACUUCUCCGACACCAUAGUCAUGGCUAACCUCGGAUACUUCCAAUUCAAAGCCCAGCCUGGGCUGUGGAACAUCAACCUCAAACCCGGCCGCAGCGAACAAAUCUUCACCCUUGACAGCGUAGGCGGCCUUGGCUACAACCCCCAACCGGGCGACGAAAACAACGAAGUGGCCCUCCUCUCCUUCCAAGGCCGAACCCUCUUCCCACGCGUGUCCCGAAAGAAGGGAUACGAGACCGAAGAUGUUCUCGAGACAGGCCCUAAACCGGGCUCCGCUAUGGACUACAUGUCUAAGGGCUUCAACUUCGCCUCGGACAUCCUCUCCAGCGUUGGGGUCAACACCAAAGGAACCAGCGGCAAGCAGGCCGACAUUAACAUCUUCUCCGUUGCCAGCGGUCACCUCUACGAGCGCAUGCUCAACAUCAUGAUGGUCUCAGUCAUGCGCAACACUAAACACAGCGUGAAAUUCUGGUUCAUCGAACAGUUCCUCUCCCCAUCCUUCAAAUCCCUUCUCCCCCACCUCGCCCAAGAAUACAAGUUCUCCUACGAAAUGGUCACCUACAAAUGGCCACACUGGCUGCGCGCCCAGCAAGAAAAGCAGCGCGAAAUCUGGGGCUACAAGAUCCUCUUCCUGGACGUUCUUUUCCCCCUCGACCUCGACAAAGUCAUCUUCGUCGACGCCGACCAAAUAGUCCGCACAGACAUGUACGAUCUCGUCUCCCUCGACCUCGAAGGUGCCCCCUAUGGCUUCACCCCGAUGUGCGACUCCCGCCAUGAGAUGGAAGGUUUCCGCUUCUGGAAACAAGGUUACUGGAAGAACUUCCUCCGCGGCCAACCAUAUCACAUCUCUGCACUCUACGUCGUUGAUCUGAACCGCUUCCGCGCCCUCGCAGCCGGCGAUCGUCUCCGAGGCCAGUACCAGAUGCUCUCAGCCGAUCCGGAGAGUCUGAGCAACCUGGACCAGGACCUUCCAAAUCACAUGCAGCAUUACAUCCCCAUCAAGAGCCUGCCACAAGAGUGGCUAUGGUGUGAGACGUGGUGCUCCGACGAGUCGCAGUCGCAGGCCCGCACUAUCGAUCUGUGUAAUAAUCCGAUGACCAAGGAGCCGAAGUUGGAUCGGGCGAGACGACAGGUGCCCGAGUGGACGGAGUACGAUGAUGAAAUUGCUGCUUUGUCGAAGAGGGUUGCUCUUCAGCAACAGCAGCAACAGCAGCAACAGGAGGAAGAGGAAGAAAGGCAGAGACAAUCGUAUCCUGACGAUGAGGAAGAUGAGGAGACCUGGAAUAAGGAUGAGCUUUAGUUGGGCUUUUGUAUACAUAGAACGGAUUGUCCUUCGAGUAGACGUGGC